Molecule: messenger RNA, 570 nt
Organism: Cetraspora pellucida
Lineage: Eukaryota; Fungi; Glomeromycota; Glomeromycetes; Diversisporales; Gigasporaceae
Source: the annotation of a GenBank genome assembly
AUGACUUUAAUUAAUCAACAAAUUCCCGCUGAAAUAAAUGAAUCAGUAACUUUACCAGACGCACGUCACCCAAAUAUCACUUCCCUCUCACCGCAAAACAUAACUCUAUCCGCACAUGAUUCAGAAGACUCUAGGUCGAUCAGAUCAACAUCAAGUAGACCACCAGCCUAUUCCAUAGAGAACGAGAUAACACCACCACCAAUUUCUGCACACAUAUCUUUGAAUUCAACGAGUACUAUUCCAUCAUUAAACAAUUCACAAACUUCCUUACCAUCAUAUGAUCAUGCCAAAAUCGAUAUGCCACCACAAUAUCCACAUCCCAAAUUUGAUGUUAAUUCACCUUGGGAUCUGGUACCGAUUGAACCACAACAACCUUGGCCGGUUACAAAAAAAUUAUAUAUUUUCGGUUUUUUAUUAUGGCCACUUUGGUAUAUCGGAACCGUCUAUAGCGUAUUUGGAAAAGAUCAAACGACAAGAAUAUGGGGUAGACGGUGUAUUUGGAACGCUCUUAUAUUGACUGCAGUAAUGACCUAUAUUGUUGUCGCCUAUUGUAGAGCUGUGCUUUAUUAA